AUGUUUAAAAAGGAACAAAAGCUGUGUGUCGUAUGUAUUGAUGAUAGCGAUACCAACAUUGCUGUUAGUUUUCUCCAUGUUUCAACAUCGUCUUCAACAUCCAAUGAACAGGCUUGCACUUCCAGACAUCCAACAUCCAGAGAACAGGCUUCCCUUCAACAUCCAGAGCAAGCGGCUUUACAACCUACUUUAGCAAAAGAGGUGGAAACUGGACCUUUUGUUUCUUGUUCAACAUGUGAUGGACAAUUUGAAAUCAAUGAAAUUUAGGAACAUGCAGAUCGGUGUGCUGAAUCUACCUGGCAUGGAUCAGAAUGGCUUAUAUAUGCAAAUUUGAUGUCAAGCUUUGAAAACAAUUCUGAUACUGAGAUGCAGCAUGAUGAAACAUAUACACAGAGAGAAGCCCCUGAAGAAACUGUUUCUGCUAGUGGAGGUACCCAAGAAAUCAGCAGAGGUAAAAUGAUUGAAGUAAUUCAAGAACUCCAGAAAAAUGUGGGAAUGUCAACCAACAGAAUAAAUGUUCAGAGAAAAACGGUUUUAGCAGAUUACCUUAACACAAGGAAGAGAAGACCAUGGUUUAAACCAGAGGUUCACAUAAAAGUUGUUUUUGUAGGAGAAACUGCUAUAGAUGAUGGUGGGCCAAAACGUGAAUUUUUUACAGGUAUAGUACACUGUAUGGAUAUGUGCAUGCCUUCUCAAGUUGCUGAAGACAUGGUUUAAUUUUGGGUUUGUGAAACCACAAGUCUGAGAAACUUCAUACUAACUUAUUAAUUACAAAUUAAUUAUUAAUUCUUUCUCUUUCUUACAGAUGCACUUGAACAACUGAAGCUACGAAUUUUUCAUUCAAAUGGUUUACCAGUGGAGAGUACUGUUGCUCUAACAGAAGAAACAUUUAAACUUGGAGCCGAACUGAUCGUCAUGUCCAUUGUACAAGGUGGCCCAGCACCAACUUGUAUGUCUCCUGUCAUCUAUGACAUCGUUUCAAGAGGUUUCAAAAGUCAGACUUGUGUGUUAUUGGAUAUGAUAAAAAAUGGAAAUUUCAAGACCAUUGCUAAUAAGGUAAUAUAUAUAUAUAUAUAUAUAUAGGGUACUUUUAAAGCUUCCUCAGUUUUGGUUUCCUGGUAAGCAUGUUAACCCAUUGAGCUGCAAUGCUCUCCAGUGUGCCCUACUUAUUUUUAUAUUUGGUUGAAUGGCAAAAUUAGCAUUCCAUCUGAACUGUCUCUAGUUACAAUUCAUACAUGCAUGUGAUGUGAGAUGCAAUUUGUUGUUGUUCUAGAUAGACAAAGUUAGUACAGUUGAACAGUUGCAUUCUAUUUUGGUUGAAGAUGAUGUUCUGGAUGUAUUAUCACAAGUUGGAUAUAGGGGAGUACCAAGCAGAGAAACAUUAGAAUGCAAGGAGAGUCUAGUCAGGUAA
Molecule: messenger RNA, 1411 nt
Organism: Paramuricea clavata
Lineage: Eukaryota; Metazoa; Cnidaria; Anthozoa; Malacalcyonacea; Plexauridae
Source: the annotation of a GenBank genome assembly